AUUAAUUUAUUAUUUAUUUUUCUCUUCUUCUUCUUCUUCAUCAAUUUGUUUUUCCUUUCUUCCAUGGCUUCCUAAGCUUUCCUCUCUCUCUCUUCACCUGCAAUUUUCCUUCGAUUUUUUCUCUCUCUCUUUUUAAUUUCAGUUUCUCUUAAUCUCCUUGUCUUUGGAAAAGAAACGACAUUGGUGAAUCGUCCUGUAAUUUCAUUCGUCAGAUCGUAAUAUAAUUUUAACUUAUCCCCGCAUCAAUGAUAACUUUGUUGUUUACCUGAGUUAAUCUUCCUUCCUUUGGAUGAAGAAGGUUGGUGAUUGCUGCAGCUUGUAGAAAAGCUGCUUCUUUUGAACUAUGUUUCUAACUUUUACAACUAAUCACUCCAAACAUGAGAAGCUGUUGGUUCCUCUUUACUUCAUGCUACAGUCAACAAGAAUCAACCAGUUUAUGCAAACCAGUCUUAAAACAAUAGACACAACAACACACCUAUCAAAGGUGGAGUUUAUCAUCAGAGAUCUAUUGACCAUUCUUUUAUAAUAAUGGAAAGAUAUAAGUUUCUGGAAGAGCUUGGUGAUGGUACAUGUGGCAGUGUAUAUAAGGCUGUCAAUCUUGAAACAUAUGAAGUUGUUGCUGUUAAGAAGAUGAAGCGAAAGUUUUAUUAUUGGGAAGAGUGCAUGAAUCUGCGAGAAGUAAAGGCUCUUCGUAAGCUAAACCAUCCUCACAUCAUAAAGUUGAAGGAGAUUGCGAGGGAACAUAACGAGCUUUUCUUCAUCUUUGAGUGCAUGGAUCACAAUCUAUACCAAAUAAUGAAAGAAAGGGAACAAAGACCUUUCUCUGAGGGAGAGAUAAGAAGUUUCAUGUCUCAGAUGCUUCAAGGCCUCUCACACAUGCAUAAAAAUGGUUACUUCCAUAGAGACCUGAAACCAGAGAAUUUGCUGGUGACCAACAACAUCCUGAAAAUUGCUGACUUUGGACUGGCUAGAGAAGUUGCAUCUAUGCCUCCUUAUACUGAAUAUGUGUCUACACGUUGGUAUCGAGCUCCAGAAGUUUUACUACAGUCUUCCUCAUACACUCCUGCAGUUGGUACUUUCUCAAAAAUCUUUUUCUGCUUCAUCACUUUACAAUAUAGUUUAACAUUUAAAAUAACUGCAGACAUGUGGGCAGUGGGGGCAAUAUUAGCUGAGCUUUUCGCUAUUUCUCCCUUAUUUCCUGGUGAAAGUGAGAUAGAUCAACUAUACAAGAUUUGCUCUGUUCUUGGCAAGCCUGACUGGACCACAUUUCCUGAAGCAAAAAGCAUAUCUCGGAUCAUGAGCAUUAGCCACACAGAGUUUCCUCAAACAAGGAUUGCUGAUCUACUCCCCAAUGCUUCCCCUGAAGCUAUUGAUUUGAUCACUAGACUUUGCUCAUGGGAUCCAUUGAAACGACCCACUGCUGAUGAGGCGCUAAACCAUCCCUUCUUCAAUAUGGCUACGCAGGCUUCUUAUCCUCUACAUGACCUUGAGUUGAGGCUUAACACCAUGGCGGAGAUGCCUAACCUUGAGCUUAACCUCUGGGACUUCAACACAAAACAAGAUGAAUGUUUUCUCGGCUUGACCCUGGCUGUAAAACCAAGUGCUCCUAAACUAGAAAUGGUCUGCAAUGCAUCUCAGGACAUGAGUGAGAACUUUCUCUUUUGCCCUAUGGUUAACAAUGAUCGUGAACCAUCAGUUUUCUGGUCUCUGCUCUCCCCUGAUGAAAACCGCGUCCACGCACCUGUUGAAUCAUGUCCUCUAUCUCUGUCCUUCAGUCCAGUGCAGCAACACACAAGCGUGGGACCUCCACCACAGUCAACAACAGGGUUCACCAUGGGAUCAUCAAUGCAACCGAACAUGUUGGACCGCCCAUGGAUGGCUGUGUCUGCGCCGUUUCAACAAACUCAUUACCUCUGAUCUUACUUAAUCCAUAAUACCUACUAAGAAAAAGUAAAUAACACAGAGGUUUGUCAGUUAAAAGAAGAUAGAGAAGAAAAAAACAAACAGAGAGGAGGUUGUAGAUUUUGCCUGUCACCUUAUUAUUCUCUGAUUUGUAAAGAUUGGGGGUGUUUUAGGUGACUUUAAUUUUCUCCCAGAGCUUGAACUUAAAUCAUUAACUAUUUUAUCCAUUCUUGAGAACCGACAAGUCUCCCUUUUGUGUAAUAUAUAUAUUAUAAAUGAGAUAAUUGCUUUUUUUUUU
Molecule: messenger RNA, 2200 nt
Organism: Brassica napus (rape)
Lineage: Eukaryota; Viridiplantae; Streptophyta; Magnoliopsida; Brassicales; Brassicaceae
Product: serine/threonine-protein kinase MHK
Exons: 17
Coding region: 529-1917 (462 amino acids)
Biological process (GO): protein phosphorylation; intracellular signal transduction
Cellular component (GO): nucleus; cytoplasm
Molecular function (GO): ATP binding; protein serine/threonine kinase activity
Source: RefSeq, a predicted model, not a curated record